AUGCCAUCAUCCAGACCUCUCCUGAAGAGCGCUGGUGGAGGUCCGAUUCCCCCCGACUCGCUGGCGAUGAAUAUCCGGAUGUCCCAGCUCCCAAGCAGUCUGACCCUUCCCUUUCCGCAACCUCGGGCUCAAAGGGGCACGGAGUUCGCUCUGGGCCGGUGCUCUUCCAAACCACUUCGCAGACGGGCUGUGGCACGGCGGCGCAUUUCAAGAUGGAGGAGGGGGUGCAUCCGGUGA
Molecule: messenger RNA, 237 nt
Organism: Effrenium voratum
Lineage: Eukaryota; Dinophyceae; Suessiales; Symbiodiniaceae
Source: the annotation of a GenBank genome assembly